GACUUCACUUUUCACCUUUUUCAUCGAUCAAUCCACGGCCACCGGUACUACUCGCCGGCGGCGUCGCCUCGGACCCAUCACUUUAUAAACACACGUUUCUUCUCUUCCUUUCCAUCAUCUCUCUCUCCCACAAUCCCUGUCACACAAUCUUCCCCCAAAUUUUUGCCGUCUGUGUGUUGGUAUUCACGCAUGAGUAGGCGGAGGACGUGCGUUUCGCCAUCAGUGUUUGCUUUACUUUUCAACAACAAGUUCUGAGUCUGAAACUGUUCAUACCCAUACGAUAUAUGCCCAAGAUUCCUGCCAUUAAUGGUUCUGUAAAGCGUCUAUAUCUUUCCUCUUUACGUACAAGUCGUGUGGUAUUCAUAUUCACCGGAGACAGUUGUAAUUCUGUUUGCUUCGUGUUGUUAGUUUGUUACUCAAUUGAGUUUAAGCAAUUCAAAGCGAAAUUGAAGUUAUUCCUACAGUAAUCCUACCGAAAAACUCUCGAAUCGUGAAGAUAUAAUUGAUAAAUUGAAUAUGUUGACGUGUAUAGCUUGUUCGAAGCAGAUUAAUGGCGGAUCUCUGAACGAACAGGAAGAUGGAGACACCGCUGCUACGCCUAGAACCAAACAAGCCAUUAAAAACCUCACAUCGCAGAUCAAGGAUAUUGCGUUGAAGGCAUCAGGAGCAUACAAAAACUGCAAACCUUGCUCUGGAUCGUCUAACAACAAUCCGACUAACCGGCGGUGUUAUACGGACUCUGAAGGUGGAUCAGUAUCUGGCAGGUUUUUUUGCGGGUACCAGAGAACCGGCAAUUCGACACCUAAGGUUUGGGGUAAGGAAAUGGAGGCGAGACUCAAGGGGAUUUCGAGCGGUGCGAGUACUCCGGCGUCGGUGAGCGGCCGAACUGAGUCGGUUGUGUUUAUGGAGGAAGACGAGCUUAAGGAAUGGGUUGCUCAGGUGGAACCAGGUGUUCUCAUAACAUUUGUGUCACUGCCUCAUGGUGGCAAUGAUCUAAAGCGUAUUCGUUUCAGUAGUAUUUUGGUGUGUAUUAUCAGUCGCGAAAUGUUCAAUAAAUGGCGAGCUCAGCGAUGGUGGUCGGAGAACUGCGAGAAGAUUAUGGAGUUGUACAAUGUUCAACGGUUUAAUCAGCAAGGAGUACCAUUACCAUCUCCACCAAGAUCCGAAGAUGAGAGCUCAAGAACGGAGUCCGUCGAGAAUAGCCCAGUAACGCCACCACUUAGCAAGGAGCGGCCACCGCGGAACUUCUACCAUCCCGCUGGAAUUGGAAUAGGAUACUCGUCAUCUGAUUCACUUGACCAACACCCCAUCCGACCCACCCAUGAAUCUAGUAAUCCGCCUAAACUCUCGAGCAUAAGUGGAGCCAAGACAGAGACAUCAUCAGUGGAUGCUUCUGCAAGAACAAGUUCAUCUCGAGAGGUUGAUCAAUCUGGAGAGCUUUGUUUGAGCAAUGCAAGUGAUCUGGAAACCGAAUGGGUGGAGCAGGACGAGCCCGGCGUCUACAUUACAAUCAGAACACUGCCAGGUGGCAUUCGGGAGCUUAGGCGUGUCCGAUUCAGCCGAGAACGGUUUGGUGAGAUGCACGCGAGGAUGUGGUGGGAACAAAACAGAGCCCGAAUACAACAACAGUACCUGUGAGUUUGAAGAGAUGUGAUUAUAUAGCUAUCCAUCUUUUUGCUACGUGAAGCCUAGAAGGCCAUCUUGCAGCUGGUAAUCUAAGCUUCAAAUAUAUUUUAUUCUAUCUUUUUUUUUUUCCUUCUCUAAAAGGGUAAUUAAGUAGCUCGGGGCCAAGACCGAACGAGUGUUGUUCGUGCUAUCGGGCUAUCACUUGUUGUAAAACAUUGUAUUAAGUU
Cynara cardunculus var. scolymus (artichoke) is the source of this 1853-nucleotide messenger RNA. RefSeq names its product protein Brevis radix-like 2. The transcript has 5 exons. The record is from RefSeq and is a predicted model, not a curated record. The coding region runs from base 517 to 1638 and encodes 373 amino acids. NCBI's taxonomy places the organism in Eukaryota, Viridiplantae, Streptophyta, Magnoliopsida, Asterales, Asteraceae.